This is a messenger RNA of Effrenium voratum, 2562 nucleotides long. The record is from the annotation of a GenBank genome assembly. Lineage: Eukaryota; Dinophyceae; Suessiales; Symbiodiniaceae.
AUGAAGGUGGGCGUGCAAUGCAUAGUGAACCGCUUUAGCCUUCUUGUGCUGGCGCUGUCCGGCGCUCUGGGCCUGGCCAUCGCGGCGGCGGUGCCAAAGGGCCUCGUGAAGUGGUGCACAGCUUUGGUAGCCAGCUGCUUCUUGAUGGGUGCCUCGUAUGUGGAGACGCUGGACGAGGGCAGGCCGCUGCACUGGGAGCCAAAGGUAAAGGUGGAGCAUAUCCAGCUGCAGGACGCCAGCCUCGGCCUUCCAAACGAUCGCUGGGUUGGAGAGACCUUCAGCGUGGUUUUGCCUUGUGCCUAUGAGGGCCUCUAUGCCUCCAGGACGGUGGAGUCGGUUUGGCGGCACACCAAGAAAAAUCGCCUGAAGGAGAUCAUUGUGGUGGACGACGGCAGCUCCCCAAAGCUGGAGCUGGAGCUGCCGGAGCCGCUGCAGGUGACCGCAGGAUCCGGCCCCCCGGCGCUGCGCGGUGCAUCCGAGCCGGCGGUGCGGCUGCUGAGGCACUCCAAGACCCUGGGGCUAAUCGCGGCCAAGAAGACGGGGGGAGAUGCGGCCCUGGGGGACGUCAUCGUGUUCUUCGACUGCCACGUGAAGCCGCGAGACGGAUGGGAGGAGGCCUUCCUCAGGCAGAUGCACCGCGCUGGGGACCACCGCACCAUGGUGGUGCCCACCAUCACUGCGCUGAACCCCGACACCUGGGAGGAGACAGCGGGCGCUACAAGCCAGGCCUGCUACAUGACCUGGAACGCGGACUUCACUUGGCUCAUGAACCCCGGGCGCGAUGUGCCCAUCAUGAGCGGGGGGUUGUUGGGUCUGAGCAAGCGCUGGUGGCAGGAGACUGGUGGAUACGAUGACCGCAUGGUGGCUUGGGGCGGUGAGAACAUCGAUCAGUCGCUGAGGAGCUGGCUUUGCGGAGGCCGCAUUGAGGUGGCAGAAGGCGCUUUUGUGGCGCAUAUGUGGCGUGACGCGAACAAUCCGAAGACACAACUGAAGUACACGAUGAAAACGGAGGAUGUGAUGAGAAACAAAGCACGCGCAGUAUCAGCUUGGCUGGGUCCAUUCGCCAACAAGACGUUCACAUUCCCAGAGUACGAUGAGUUUUUCAAUGGUGAAAAUUCCAUUGGCGAUUUGAGCAACUUCAAUGAGCUGAGACAAAAGCUCAAGUGCGCAGAUUUCUCUUCAUACAUCCAACGCUUUUCCUACGUAUACCUGGAUGGCGGCCUUGUUCCUGAGAAGGUUUUCCAGAUUCAGGAGGUGUCCACGGGCCUGUGCCUGGAGAGGGAAGCCAAGGAGACGCGGAGCCAUGGCAUCGUGUUGUCGCCCUGCGUGGGUGAGGAGAACAAGGGGCCCAUCGAAACCCAGUUGUGGCACCCCGGCAACCGGGACCGCAGCAGGGACGGUUCCUGCUGCAGUGGUCUCAUGAACUGGAACUUCCUGCAGUGCCUCAGUGCCGGGGGCCACGGCACCCCCGCAGCCACGGAGGAGUGCGAGAUCGGGGGUCACAACGCGCACCAGCACUUCCGGCUGGGCCCGGAAGGCUUGGUGUGGCGGAACGGCCUGGAGUGCCUGGCGCCCACCACACCGGAGCCCGCGGUGGAUGUCUACAACAAGGCCUUGAGCAGCUGCAGGCUUCAGGUGCAAGAGGUGGACUCAGGCGUCCGUCUUCAGGUCCAAGGGGAGGCCCUGCUCUGCGUGACGGUGGAUGGCGCAGAUCCCGAGAGAGUGACGCUGGAUUUGCAGGAGUGUGACAAGGAUGGGCAAGUAUUUGCCACCAAAACUUAUGGGGAUGGUGUGCAGCUGCAGCUGCUGAACACUAACAUUUGCUUAGAUGCAGGGCAAGGCGAACACAUUCUGCCGUACGCGUGCUACCCUGAUGACAAUCGAAACCAAGCAUGGAGCAUCACCAACCGAAAGCUGGUGUGGGAUGGGGGGUAUAGAUCCAAGUGUGCAGACAUGAAAGACAAGUUGAGUCUGCAUGAUCUGCCUGAACAUGGGCAUUUGACGCUGGCAGCCUGCAGCAACAAGCCAGGACAGCGCAUCCAAAGGCAUGAUGUGCAUCCUGAUGGAUCCUUCCUCUUGCGGGAUGCUGAUUUGGGCAAGUGCCUGUCGGCCAAGAGGGGCAAGGAAUUUGAGACGCAGCUCAGCUUCGCAAGCUGUGACCAAAGUGACCAGCGCUUUCGCGAACUGAAGGGCAGGCAGCAGGUGCAGCACAUCCCCACCGGCUUUUGCUUCGAUGCUGGCAAUGACAACCACCCUAUUAUUUACCCCUGUCAUGAGCCAAAGGCUCAAAGGAAGCAACGAUUUGCCAUUGUGGAUUCUCCUGGCUGGGUCCAGCUGAUGCGCGGCUGGGAGGACAACGGGCGCAAGCGCUUUUUCGAGCGCUGCCUGGAUUACAGGCCGCAGCCGCCUGCACGAGCUGUCUUGAAGAAGUGCGCAGAUGCCAAGGAAGCUGGAGUGAAGUGGCGCUUCAUCAACACUCAAGUAAGCACGGAAUGGCAGCUCUGGCAAAACGCGGCCAAACCGACCGGCCUGCCACUGGGGGGCGAUGUGGCACCUCCAUGA